This is a messenger RNA of Pseudovirgaria hyperparasitica, 989 nucleotides long. RefSeq lists its product as uncharacterized. The transcript has 2 exons. Lineage: Eukaryota; Fungi; Ascomycota; Dothideomycetes; Acrospermales; Acrospermaceae. The coding region runs from base 136 to 921 and encodes 261 amino acids. The record is from RefSeq and is a predicted model, not a curated record.
UAGAAACAAAUCAGAUGCCCUAUAGUCCGCGCCGCCCCAGGCAUAUAUUAAGAUUACUGUGGCCGACAUCUUUAACCUAAGCAUUCAUCCUUGAUAAAACAAAUCCCGUUUUUCUUUGAAGCAAUCCUGAAAGCCAUGGCGUUCAAAGGUGUCUAUCAACGCAUAAUUCAUCGCAGAUUCCUUAUCACUGCUAUCUCAUUCUUGAUCAUCGUUUGCGCCAUCCUCAUAAUUGCGUUCAAAUCACAAUCUCUUGCGAUCUAUGACGGCAGAUCGGGAGGAGUAGAUGGGGCUCCCUCAAGGUCAAAUCCACUGGACUGGGUAGUCUUACCAGCAGACUACCCCAAUAACAUUGGACUGUCAACCCACAAGGUGCUUUUCGCUGUCGCAGGUCUCAGCCUGGUCAUGGCUGUGUGCACGUCAACCGCAGAAAUCUUCACUUUUCGAAGGCGCAAACCCGUAAAGCUUGUAAGAUGUGAACAAAUUAUCAUCAUCACCCUACUCGGCAUAGUUGCCAUCUGCGCGUUGACAGCCAUAAUCUACACCUUUGUUCGACAUAGCAAGAGCGCACACUUUUACCAGGACACCUACGAAGUGGGAAGGCUUGUCCACGAUCCUCAAAAUAUAUCGAACGUCGUCACGGCCCACGAAAUCAUGUUCGCCUAUGAACUUGACACUUUCGAUCUGGGGACUUGGGCGUGUGAGACAAAAGAUCAAACAUCAUUCCUAGCCACAUAUAAUCUCCCAUCAUUGAAGAAACAAUGUGCUCUGGAGACUGCCUGCCUUGUACUGCCGAUACUCUUAUUUCUCUUGUGCUUCCUGCUAGCUGGAGCUGCUUGGUCGGAUAUGAGAACAACGAAAUUGGUCUUCACGGAAUACAAGUUGACCCAGUUGGACGAUGAUGAUUACGAUGACGACUAUUGAAGCUAGAAAAGUCUACAGAUCAUCAUCUUCACUACUUGGUAUUCAAGCAGGAAACAAUGUUAGUCAUC